Periconia digitata is the source of this 3150-nucleotide messenger RNA. NCBI's taxonomy places the organism in Eukaryota, Fungi, Ascomycota, Dothideomycetes, Pleosporales, Periconiaceae. The record is from the annotation of a GenBank genome assembly.
CAUGGUUUCAUAACCACGCGCUGCACCAGUCCACACGGAAUCUUGAACAUGCAUCUAAUCAAGCCGUUGUGGUUGACACACCCAGGUGAUCUCAAAGACUUUGAAGUAUACAGCUGCCACGUCUCUCCCGAUGGAUCGCGACUAGUGACAGCUGCUGGCGACGGUCAUGUACGAAUAUGGUCCACUGAGGCCAUCCUCAACUCCCACGAUCCGACCUACGUCAAACCAAAGCAGCUGGCUGCCAUAAGCAAUCACUCGGGCACUAUUCAUACCGUACGCUUCUCUCCUAAUGGCAAAUUUCUUGCUUCGGGCGCCGAUGAUAAAUUUGUCUGCGUAUACGGCCUCGACCCCAAUGCGCCCGCGCACGUCGCUUUCGGUUCGAACGAAGUUCCCCCUGUAGAGAAUUGGAGAGUCACACGGCGUCUCGUGGGUCACGACAACGAUGUACAGGAUCUUGGGUGGUCAUACGACUCGUCGAUACUGGUAUCUGUAGGGCUGGAUUCGAAAGUGGUGGUUUGGUCGGGCCACACAUUUGAGAAGCUGAAAACCCUAUCGAAUCACCAGAGUCAUGUCAAGGGCAUCACUUUUGAUCCAGCAAACAAGUACUUCGCUACUGCGGGAGAUGAUCGGACAAUCAAGGUGUUCCGCUUCACAUCUCCAUCGCCUCAGGCCAAUUCGGCAGAUCAGGUCAACAACUUUAUGCUCGAGACCACAAUUACCGCACCCUUUGCAGCAUCCCCCCUCACUACGUAUUUCCGUCGGUGCUCUUGGUCACCGGAUGGGGCUCACAUAGCUGCUGCUAAUGCAACUAACGGACCUGUUAGCUCAGUCGCCAUCCUUCCCAGAGGAUCAUGGAACGGUAAUAUCAGUCUGGUUGGCCACGAAGGCCCUGUAGAGGUCUGCGCUUUUUCUCCGAGGCUCUUUUACCGCCACAACCCCGCAGAAUUCGAACAUGGUACACAGCAUAGCGUGACUGUAGUUGCAUGCGCGGGACAGGACAAAUGUUUGAGUAUCUGGAAUACCAGUUAUGCGCGUCCAUUCAUCAUCACCCAGGAACUGGCCAAUAAGUCCAUAUCGGAUUUGGCGUGGGCACCAAACGGAGAAACAUUGUUUGUGACCAGUCUUGAUGGAAGCAUUACCACUCUAGUUUUUGAGCCUGGGGAGUUGGGAUACCCCGCCUCAAUGCAAGAGAAUGAGACAUCUUUGUCCAAAUUCGGCCUUGGUAGACGGGCUGGAAUCAUCGAGGGAACGGACGCGCUGUUACUUGAGGAAAGUGCCAAGAACGGCGAAUUGAAAGAAGUACAAGGGAGAAUGGGCGCGCUCAUGGGCGACGGGGGAGUGUCACAACCAUCCAACACAAACAAUACUAAUGGCGCAGCACCUACUAAUUCGCUAACAAACGGUUCUACCCCAGCUCCACCACCACCACAACCACCACCACCGACUGAGCCUGUCCCGGAUCAAAGAGUAGAAAAGUUGAAGCAAAGGGUCACAGUGACAAAAGAUGGAAAGAAGCGAAUUGCACCCAUGCUCGUGUCAUCGUCUUCUGCGGUGGGCCAGUCAUCAUUGCCCCAAACUCAACUUAUAUCAGCGACCACAACCGGAGGAAGAAGUGAUAAUCCGCACAACAUUCUGGAUCUCUCGAAACCUUAUGAUGGCUUUCCCAAAGGUGGAUUAACAUCAUUAUUCUUGGGUAACAAGAGGAGGUUUGCAGAAAUUGAUGGCGACGAAGAUCGCCAAGUUGAGAAGCGACUUGCAGCUUCAGUCAAACCUGGUGGCGCAGCUAUUGUCCUGAACAGCGAUUCAGGCCUCAUACCUCCUGCUGCAGCACCACCCAAAUCCGAUGAAGCUGAGGUGCCCAAAGUGCUACGUCCUGCUAUUGUCAGCCCUGCGCUCAGCGUCAGCCAGGUGCGGUUAGCGGUACCGAAAGUACGAAGUAUAAUCCUUCGCACGAUGGAUGGCAGUGAACCACCACAAGCAAACGGUGUUGCUAGCAUCAAAGCUGACACGGAAACAAUCAUCCUAGAAGCGCGCAAUGCCACAGGACCCUCGCGUACAGGACGACCACAGGAUCAUGAUCCAUGCCGGGUCAGUUGUACAAAAAAGAGCCAGUCGUUGUGGCAGGACUUUGUACCAAGGGCAGUUCUUCUGACUACUGGUAACCCGAAUUUCUUUGCGGCUGCAUGCGAGGAUGGCUCAGUAUAUGCAUGGACACCCGCUGGUCGGCGCACAAUCAAUGCUAUGAUUCUGGAUGCUCAACCCGUUAUCAUGGACUGUCGUGGAUGGUGGUUGUUAGUCAUAUCAGCAGUAGGCAUAUGCCAUGUCUGGAAUCUAGAGACAAUGUCAGCACCACACCCUCCAAUCUCCUUGGCACCAAUCCUCGACAUUGCAGCAUACUCGCAAGGACCGCAUCUUCUCAAGUCUCCCGGUAUUGUGUUCGCUCGUCUCAAUUCUGAAGGCCGAAUAGUCAUUGCUAUGUCUGAUGGUCAAGGCUACGUGUACUCCCCUAUGAUGUACAUCUGGCAACGCGUUUCAGAACCUUGGUGGGCCGUGGGUAGCCAGUACUGGAACACUACUGACUCUUCAGUCGGCAACGUCACGUCUAAAAAGAAGGACGUAGCUGGCGCAGAAAAGGACGACUAUGUUACUCUUGAAAAUGUUUCUGCGGGCAUCAUCCCGAGCCUUGAACGCAACACCACGAAUCAAUUCCUUCUUCAAGGCCGCGCUUUCUAUCUUUCACGUCUUAUCAAGGCUCUCAUAUCUGCAGAGGGUUACGAGACUUUCGAAGCGUCAAUUUCCGUGGCACAUCUGGAGAACAGAGUCGCCGCGGCACGGGCACUAGGUGCUAGAGAAGAAUUUAAGAUUUACCUUUCUAUGUAUGUCAAACGCAUAGGAGCGGAGGGCAUGAAGGGCAAAAUUGAGGAGUUACUUCGAGACUUCUCAGGACGAUUGGUGGAGGAAGAUGGUGAUGACGCUGCGGGUGAAGCGGAUACUAUUUGCGGAUGGAAGAAAGAAGAUCUGUUGAAGGAGAUUAUUGUCAUUCUCGGCAAAUUCCGCGAUCUCCAACGAAUAACAGUGCCGUAUGCGCGUCUUCUCGGCAUCAUCCACGAAGAGCAUCGUGGCGAUCAAGCCAUGGUCACGGACAUGUAG